AUGGUUGGCAUUGCUCGACGUCGAGGUUGCGCUACAUGUCGUAAAAGGAAGAUUCUGUGUGGCCAAGAGAGACCAACUUGUGCGCAGUGUAUCAAAUCCAAGAGAGAAUGUACCGGCUAUCGAGAUUACCCGGUCUUUGUCACUUACGAGAAACCGACACCCAAACCUGUGUCUGGCCAAGUUCUCAAGAGCGAGCCGCCACAAGAUUCGCAGUCUAAACAUGUGGCUCGCCAACGGCAUAUUGGUCUAUCAAAGACGAACUCAAAUUUCCCGAAUUUGACCCCCUGCAAAGUGCUUACCUCGGAGAUAGCCACCCGUCCAUUCUCUAAACAGAUCAGUUACAAGCCUGCAUACCGACAGCAGAUUCUCUGCAUCUAUAUGGAUCAGAUCGUGCCCAAGGUGGACCUCGGCUUACUAAAGGACAGGAUGUGGAUUGAGAGUGUACCAUGUCUUCCCUACCUUACGUCGGCAUUGGAAAGUUCCAUCAUGGCAAUGUGUUUCGCCAAGAUAGGAGACUUCAACGGAGAUGAAAGAUUCAAACUCGAAGGCCUUCAACUGUAUCAUAGGGCACUUCGGGAGCUUCGAAUGGCGCUGUUGCAUCCACAGCUUUUGUAUGAUGACCAAACCCUCGGAGCUUGUGUUGCAUUGACACAUUAUGAAAUGACCGAGUGUCCUUCAGACUCCAUGCAACCAUAUCUGAGUCAUGUCACUGGUUGCGAGAAGCUCAUUUGUCUUCGUGGCCCUGAAAAGCACAGGGAUGGAAUGGCGCAUAAGAUAUUCGCACACUUCCGAGUGCAAGGGAUAUUGUACAAUCUUGGUAUUCACAAGCCAACUUUCUUGGCCGAUCCAGACUGGCAACGGAUUCCCUGGCAAAACACCUCAAAAUCUGCAUAUGACAAGAUCUGGGAUCUACUCAGCUUUGCGCCCGAGUUGGUAGCCAAGGGUGACAUGAUAGCCAAAAUGGAACCCGAACUGCAGGCGAAUGUUGCAACAGAUCUGUUAUCGAAAUGUUGGGAGCUGGACCAUGAGUUGAUGCUGGUGUAUGAUCGAGUGAUGAGUUCUGGCGAGCAGCCGACAUACUGGACGCAAUUGGCCAGUAAUGUUACAGCAACGGAAGAAGAAAUCAUGUUUCCUUUGGCACUCAAUUUUCGAGAUCUCAACAUUGCCAACACGCUGUUGAUGAUGUGGUCAACCCAAACCAUCUUAUGGCAUGGGAUGAUGCGAUUGACCGAGCUUCUGCAUUACUUGCAGUGUACGUUACCUGAUGGAAACAAAGUUCAGACUCUCGUUCUGCAUGAACUUGGCCAGCAGAGAGACUACAUGAUCCCCGCUCGAAACAUCCUUCGUUCCGUCGAGUACUGUAGUCGAGAGGAGUUCUUGGACUUGGGGCCCAAGUCAAUUGCAGCACCUCUGAGGAUCGCCAUAGACAUCCUCAAAUUGUAUCCGAGUCACGAGCAGGAGGAGUUAUGGGGACGACUCAUGUUGCAGAAGGUUUAUACUCGAUCUCUUCGACUUCUUAGUUUUUAUGAUGAAUCGGGUAUUGAUCCCUCUGCCGCAGGACGGCACUUUUAUGAUGCGUCGAGGUAUGAUCGAAGUAAGAUGAGACGUCGCACGGUCAAGAUUGAUUCUGCUUUAUAG
Messenger RNA from Exophiala bonariae, 1638 nucleotides. RefSeq lists its product as uncharacterized. Gene Ontology annotation, biological process: regulation of DNA-templated transcription. The transcript has 3 exons. Bases 1 to 1638 code for a protein of 545 amino acids. Gene Ontology annotation, molecular function: zinc ion binding; DNA-binding transcription factor activity, RNA polymerase II-specific. The record is from RefSeq and is a predicted model, not a curated record. Lineage: Eukaryota; Fungi; Ascomycota; Eurotiomycetes; Chaetothyriales; Herpotrichiellaceae.